UUUAAGUCAAUUUUCGCAGAGAAUUCUCUUUUAAAGUAAUUUCCAUAUUUUACUACGCUCUCUAUUAUAUGAAAAAUUAUGCAUACAUACAAAUAAUAUAGGUAAAUAUGCAAAGUGUCAUAUCACGUAAAUAUAAUAUGUAUAAUGAGAAUAUGAUAUUCAAUACUUUUAUUAUCAUGGAAACAGGAGAAUAUUUAUGGACAUACACCCACAUGCUACCUUAAAAAUUACCUUAUUUUGACUAAAUAUGUUUUCUGAGCCAUUAUUUCACACAUUUAGUUGGAUGCUCUACUUCUUAUUUAAGUCUUAGAGCUGAGAAGCCGUGAUCCAUUUCAAGAUAUAAAAUAAUAUGAAACGUAGAGCACGGGAUUACAAAGAAAUAAAAUCGUCGGAAGAUGACUUCCAAGAUAAGUAUUUAAAUUGGUGCAUUCAUCUGCCUAAGUUGAGUUCCAUUGAGGCAGAAUUUAUGCAAUUGGUGUGUCACGGCAACGUCAAAGCCGUUCAGAUGCUCUUGCAAGAAUGUCCGGACGUAGACAUCAAUUGUAUUAACUUUCAGGGCAAAUCAGCUCUCCAAAUAGCAGUGCGGAAUCAGUGUAUGGAUAUGGUGGAGUUCUUAUUGGCACAGCCUCGCGUUGACAUCGGCGACAACGUGCUACAUGCCGUGCGAAAUAACAGUAUCAACAUUUUGGUGAAAUUGUUGGAAUGUCAGAAAAAGGUUUCUCCCGGCUUGGAAUUCGCCGGCGCCAUGCAUUCUGCAGAUUUUCCUGAACACGUGACACCUUUAGUCCUGGCUUCCCAGCUAGGACACUACGAAAUGGUGGCGCUUCUGAUUGAGCGCGGACAUACCAUAAACAUGCCCCAUGCUCCUGGCUGUUACUGUAAAUGUUGCAAGAAUGCAUUUAGGAAUGAAGAUCCUCUCCACGCUAGUCUGGCACGGUUAUCAAUAUAUCAGGCUAUAUCCUCUCCCGAGUACAUCAUGCAAACCUCUCCAGACCCGAUCCAGUCCGCCUUCUUCCUGGCUGAUGAGCUCAGCGCCAAUGCCUCCAUUUAUAUACAGUUAGCAGCCUCCUACAUUCAACUUAAAGAUGACGUUAGUGCUUUCGCCGUUGACCUUAUAGGAUGUUGUCGCACCUCUGCAGAAGUAGAGAUAAUAUUAAAGCAAACAUCGGGGUGCCAGCGUCGUAGACAUUUCGUACUCCCUCGACUUCUGAUGGCGGUGAAUUUUAAACAGAAAGAGUUCGUGGCACAUCCGAAUACACAACAGGUUUUGGAGAAUUACUGGUUGGGCGACUGUAGCUGGAAAAAUAAGUACUACAUUACCAGAGUAAUUAUCAUAGUAACAAGAUUAUUCAUUACACCAAUCAUGUUAAUUUUAUCUGUGAUUGCCCCACGACACUGGCUCGUUAGGCACUGGCAAAUACCGUUGAACAAGCUGAUAACCCACGCGGCUGCGUACCUCUUGUUCCUCACUCUAGUCUUCCACAUUUCGAAUCAAGAUAAACGCGAUCAGAAACGGGGCCCGCCAAAUACAGGAGCCGAAGGUCCGGUCGUAUUGUAUGUGCUCGGCUACAUAUGGUCAGCCGUGCGUAUGUGCUUCAUGCAAGGUCCCCGGCGGUACUUCUCGGAGAUGUGGAACUGGGCAGAGAUCAUCAUGCUGCUGCUCUUCGUGCUGUCAUUCGGCUUUUGGAUCUCUGCUGCCCUGGCUGUCGCCAAUGAAUUUCAAUAUUUAGAACGUAAAUAUUGGCAACAGCAUGACCCUACAUUGCUGGCUGAAGGGACAUUUUGUUUAGCUACGAUAUUCGCUUACUUCCGACUCAUGUUCCUGUGUCAACUGAGCUACCAUUUAGGGCCGCUGCAGGUUUCCCUUGGAAAAAUGACUAUUGAUAUUUACAAAUACACAAUUGUGUUCGCGAUAAUCAUCAGUGCUUUCACUGCGGGGCUCGCGCGUCUGUACCAAUAUUACGAUGGAAUGGUUUACGAAGAUGACUUUGGAGUCAAAACUGUGCAGGUAUCUUCGUUCACAAGUAUGACAGACACUUUGAAGACAUUAUUCUGGGCAGUUUUCUGCAUGGCGCCGUUGGAGAGCGCGGACGUGGUCAUCGCCAACAACAGGAAUAUAAGGAGUAUGGAGAAAUUCCAGGAAAAUCGCCACGAGUUUACUGAACUUGUUGGAUACUUCUGUUUUGGCUGUUUCGAAGUUAUAUCAGUAAUUAUCGUGCUGAACAUGCUUAUAGCAACGAUGUCCAACACGUUUCAAAGAGUCAACGACAACGUCGCCAUUGAGUGGACUUUCGGCAGAACUGAAGUGUACAUAAACUACAUGUUGCAGACGACUCUGCCGCCCCCGUUCAACCUGGUGCCCACGGCAGGCGGCAUGAGCACAAUUUUCGAAUGGCUAAGAAUUAAAAUUUUCAAUACAGUGGGGGUUCGCGCGCGCUGGUCCCCUUCCUACUGCUGCUAUGUGGAGCGCGAUGUUGAGGCAAAUAUACAGAAAGAGUUUCCUGUGUUAAUGUCAGUUCUAGCUCAACGAUAUUUAAGUAAGAAACUCGGCAAACAAUCUCAAGUACAUAAAUUAAACUCCUUAAUUAGAUAACUGGAUAAAUGAAUUGCAGAACACGACAAUGAACUUUUUUGUAAGAUUACGUAUAUGAAUAGUAAUAAUAGUAUUCUAGUACAAAAUAAUAAAAAAAUAGAUGUAAAUUU
Molecule: messenger RNA, 2703 nt
Organism: Plodia interpunctella (Indianmeal moth)
Lineage: Eukaryota; Metazoa; Arthropoda; Insecta; Lepidoptera; Pyralidae
Product: short transient receptor potential channel 5-like
Exons: 16
Coding region: 350-2593 (747 amino acids)
Biological process (GO): regulation of cytosolic calcium ion concentration; calcium ion transmembrane transport
Cellular component (GO): cation channel complex; plasma membrane
Molecular function (GO): protein binding; inositol 1,4,5 trisphosphate binding; store-operated calcium channel activity
Source: RefSeq, a predicted model, not a curated record